Molecule: messenger RNA, 4626 nt
Organism: Cololabis saira (Pacific saury)
Lineage: Eukaryota; Metazoa; Chordata; Actinopteri; Beloniformes; Belonidae
Product: guanine nucleotide exchange factor DBS-like
Exons: 33
Coding region: 332-3985 (1217 amino acids)
Biological process (GO): positive regulation of Rho protein signal transduction; intracellular signal transduction
Cellular component (GO): extrinsic component of membrane; cytoplasm
Molecular function (GO): guanyl-nucleotide exchange factor activity; protein binding
Source: RefSeq, a predicted model, not a curated record
ACUGUCAAGUGUCACAAGUGUCGGGUCUGCUGGCGACGAGGAGGGGUGGCGUUGGCAGAGCCGGGGGCCCGUUUGGACCAUCGGAGCAGACGGUGACUCAGCUCUUUCCGGUUUUGUCCUGGAGCCCCUGAUGAGGCUCUGCGGAGGACGCCGGGCUCUUGUGCCGUGUCCCGUCCAGAGAUCUCUCCUCCACGGGAUGCUUGUGAGAGCAGGCCACUGAGAGCUGGCCGGACUGAUCCACGUUUUGCGUGAUUGGGUUCUGCACCGUGGCUUUGGGGGGGCGGUGAGGGGUCUCCUCUGGGGGAACGAGGGACAUCAUUGGCCGGCUUUCAUGGCUCUGCACGAGCUCCUGCGGGAGGGAGGGGAGGCGUCCUGCCGGCUCAUGAACCGGCUCAGUCAUCUGAUCCAGAACCUGGACAUCUCCGGACUGGGCUCCUCGUUCAGCCCCGCCAGCCGCAAGAGCUCCUGGAGGGACUGGGACGAUGACAUCCUGCAGCUGGAGACCAGUCCCCUCCGCGCUGCCGACAUCACCAUCGACCUCAAGAAGCAGUUUGCCUUCCUGUCAGGAGGCAGAGGAGACAACGGCAGCCCCAUCAUUGUGUUCCCAGAAUUCCCUGCCUUUGGCGAGAUCGCAGACAGAGAGUUUCACAACGUGCUUACCUACCUGACCAGCGUACCCAGCUUGUCGUCGGCAGACGUGGGUUUCAUCCUCGUCAUCGACCGCAGACAGGACCGAUGGGCGGCUGUCAAGGGGACGCUGCUUCGCAUCGCGGGUUCCUUCCCCGGGAACCUGCAGCUGGUUCUGGUGCUGAGACCCACCACGCUCCUGCAGCGCACGCUGUCGGACAUCCUCUUCAAGUUCAACAAGGACGAGUUCAAGAUGAAGGUGCCGGUCAUCAUGCUGAGCUCCAUCACAGAGCUGCACUCGUACAUCGACCAGAGCCAGCUGACGCAGGAGCUCGGGGGGGUGCAGGAGUACUGCCACGACAAGUGGAUCUCCCAGCGGACGGCCAUCGAAGGCUUCGCUCUGAUGGUGAAGAAAACCGCACAGACCCUGCAGCUGUUCGGCACCGAGCUGGCAGAAACCGAACUCCCCAACGAGAUCCAGGCCACGAGCCUCCUGCUGGGAACGCACACCUCCAAGAGGGACGAGAGGAAGGAGGACAUCCUGGGGGUUCUGGCCCAGGGCCGCGUUCUACUGGAGACCAUCAACGACCCCGUGGUGAGAAACCCCGACCACAACAUGAACCAGGACGAGCUGGAGAACCUGGCCACGGUGCAGAGACUGCUGUCUCAGCUGGACGAGACGGAGCGGGCCUUCGACGAGUUCUGGACGAGGCACCGGACCAAGAUGGAGCAGUGUCUGCAGCUGCGCCACUUUGAGCAGGACUACAAGGAGGUGAGGGCUCUGCUGGAGCAGGCGUCUGAGAAGCUUGCAGCCUUCUCCGAGGUCGGGAUCAGCCCCGCCCACGCCGACCACAUCCUCUACGAGCUCACCGCCUUCGAGGACAGAGUCUGUGAGGUCCUGGAGCGAGCCCUGGCCUUGUCCCGGGACGGGGACGCUCUCAUCCAGAACUCCCACUACGCCGAGGACUCCAUCCGGCCCAAAUGCAGCGAGCUCAGAUCCAUCAGCGAGGACUUCUGCAGCCGCCUGAAGGCCAAGAAGGACCACCUGCUGAAGGCCAUCGAGCUGCACCAGCGGCUGGAGAUGGCGUCCAAGUGGGUGGACGACGGCAUCUACCUCCUGGCGUCUCAGCCGGUGGACAAGUGUCAGUCGCACGAGGGGGCGGAGCUGGCCCUGCAGGAGCUGGAGCGUUACCUGGACAACGCAGGCCACAAUAAACUGGUCGACCUCGACACCAUCUGGAAGGAGUACGAGGCGGUGCUGAACCAGAACUUCAGGGACCAAGUGGAGAAGGUCCACCAGAAACAGACGUCCAUGCAGGAGAUGUUUGACAAGAGGAGGGUGAGCCUGAAGAAGCUGGCGGCCAAACAAACCCGACCGGUGCAGCCAGUCGCCCCGAGACCCGAGGCCUUUAUCAAGUCCCCCCUCAGCUCCCCUGCGCAUCGACUCCAUCAGGACAGAAACUGCUCCGACUCCGGCAACAGCUGUGAAAAAGUAAACCCGUGUCUUUUCCAUGGAAACGUCCAAAUGCAGAAUGGAGACGGCAGCAGCAGACAUGCAUCUCUGUCGGAGGAGGAGGAGAACCUGGCGGUGCUCCGGCGACACGUCAUGAACGAGCUGCUGGAGACGGAGCGAGCCUACGUGGAGGAGCUGCUCUGCGUGCUGCAGGGAUACGCCUCAGAAAUGGACAGCCCCGCCAUGUCCCACCUCAUCCCUGCCCCUCUGCAGAACAAAAAGGAGGUUCUUUUCGGCAACAUGCCUGAGAUUUAUCACUUCCAUAAAAGGACUUUCCUGAGGGAGUUGGAGCAGUACACCGACUGUCCGGAGCUGGUGGGCCGCUGCUUCCUGGAGAGGAUGACGGACCUGCAGAUCUAUGAGAAGUACUGUCACAACAAACCUCGCUCCGAGAGCCUCUGGAGACAGUGCUCUGACUGCGCCUUCUUCCAGGAGUGUCAGAAGAAGCUGGAACAUAAGCUGGGCUUGGAUUCGUACCUGCUGAAGCCGGUUCAGAGGAUCACCAAAUACCAGCUGCUGCUGAAGGAGAUGCUGAAGUACAGCAAAGGCUGCGAGGGCACCGACGACCUGCAGGACGCUCUGACCUCCAUCCUGGGCAUCCUGAAGGCCGUCAACGACUCCAUGCACCUCAUCGCCAUCACAGGAUACGAGGGCAACAUGAGCGAGCUGGGGAAGCUGCUGAUGCAGGGCUCCUUCAGCGUCUGGACGGAGCACAAGAAAGGUCACGCCAAGGUCAAGGACCUGGCCCGCUUCAAGCCCAUGCAGAGGCACCUCUUCCUGCACGAGAAGGCGCUGCUCUUCUGCAAGAGGCGCGAGGAGAACGGCGAGGGCUACGAGAAGGCGCCGUCGUACAGCUUCAAGCAGUCACUGAGCAUGAGCGCGGUCGGUAUCACCGAGAACGCAAAGGGCGACAACAAAAAGUUUGAAAUCUGGUGCAACUCCAGGGAAGAGGUCUACAUUGUCCAGGCACCGACGGCUGAGGUGAAGACCACGUGGGUGAAGGAGAUCAGGAAGGUCCUGACGACGCAGCUGCAGGCGUGCAGAGAAGCCAGCCAGCAGAGGGGGCCAGACCAGAUCUUCCAGUUCCCACCUGUUCCCAGCGGAGCCGUCAGUCUGAGUCCGUUCAAGACGAGUCAGAAGAGUUUGAAGAGGUCGGAGGAGAAGAAGGCGGAGCCCGGCAGCCCCGACGCCAACUCCUCCUCCUCUCCCAAGAUCUCAGGGAAAGACGAGGCCUUGACAAGCCCGACCUCAGACAGAGCGGCUGCGGCUAAAAAGCGCUUUACUUUACAGGGAUUCAGUAAUCUCAAAGCUCAGAAAGAGCCGUCGGCCGCGGAUGACAAGAGUUCCACCUUGCCCCUGAUGAUCUUCCCGUCGGCAGGAUCUCCCACCAGCCCGGACCGCAAGACGAAGCGGCAGAGCGACCCCACGCCGUUCGGCUUCAAAGGCUGGAACAAGCCGUCGCUGUCGCUGGACGCCUCCGAGGAGCACGAGGGCUACUCCAGCGCCGAGGAUCCCCUCAACUCGGACGCCGAGGAUGAAAACGCCAGGAAGCUGAGUGCCGGGAAAUACAGGGUGAUGGGCGACUACGAGAAGGGAGGAGCUCAGGAUCUGGCGGUGAAGACUGGAGACACGGUGAAGCUGGUGAAGGAGGGAGACGACGGGCAGUGGUUUGUCCGUAACCUGAGCAGCUCCAAGGAGGGCUGGAUCGCCGCUGCCAACCUCCUCACCCUCAUCGGGAAGUCCAAGUCCUGCCAGUCUCUCACCAGCUCAGAGGGCUCGGGGAACCUCAGCACGUCGUCCAGCUGCAGCGAGGCCUACACAGCCUUCCCCGACGUCAAACCCUGAACCCCCCAGCACUUCCUCGGCCACAGCACUGUCCUCCCGAACCCGAGCAUCGUGUGAUCUUGCCAACAUCAGUCCUAAAAAGGAAUUUUGCACAGAAAAAACUGUAUUUUUUCCUCCAUUAAUUGUCUUUAAUUCACAUGCACUGUAUUGUUCUGGUACGACGGCGUCUCUUAAGGAUCCUGCAGUUGUUGCCAUCACGAGGUGAAGAUACAGAACAAACAUCCACACUACAUCCUGUAUAGUAGCUUGAUAGUCACAAACAAGUGUAGUCUGCUUAUUUUUACGACGCAGUCUGCUUAUUUUUAUGAUCGGGUGAUAGAUGUGCGUAUGAAUGGGCCAGCGGGACUGAUCUCAAGUUAUGCAUCUAUUUAAAUUCACAAUCAAACUGUAAAUCUCAUUGCGUUUAUGUGCACAAGAGCUGUCUUAACAUUCAGCUGCAUUCACUUUCCAUAAACAUUCAUAUUUCAACUGUUACUGUGAAUUUUAAAAAAGGGAGACGAUGGGUAUGUUUUUGUUCUUAUGUUUUGUAUUAGGGCCAUGCAGGAGAAAAAAUAUUUGAGAGGAGAAGAUAUUUUUUUAUUGUGCACUUCGAGAAAAAAGUCGAAAUGUCGAGAAAAAAGUUUAAAAAUUAAUUUAAAAAA